UUCAUACGUUUUCGUUAGUUUUCUUGAGCGUGUCCAGGACACUAUCCAGUUUCUCUCUAACAGCCCGACCAACCUCAUUUCCGUCAAAACUUCUGCCGUUGGUGCCGGAGUCUAUGCUGUCUCUCACUUCGGCCAAGGUUCUUUCGACCUCACUGUUUCGCUGUUGUAAAUCAGAGAUGGUCUUGGCGCUGGACGUCUUCAAAGCGCCGUUCUCCCGCACCAGCUCUUCCAGUCGGACGCUGCUAGCGUCCAGUAUGUCCAACGCGACCUGAAUUUCGGAGGCCAUGUUUUCCGUGAUGACUUUCGCCUCCUCGUUCGCCUUCCGUUUCUCCUCCAGCUCCUCCUCAAGUUGAGCCAGGCGUUGCUGGAUUUGCAGCUGCUCUUCCUUGCUCAGGGUGCCGCCAGUCAACUUCACGUUCAGGUCGUUUCCUUGUUCAGAAACUUGGUCCAGCUGAAUUUGAAAAUUUAAAUUAAAAAGAAAUUAGGUUUAAACUGAUUUUACCUCAUUCUGCACGCCGAGCUCGUUUUGGUUCAAAAUUUCUUUCAUCCAUUCCAACUCGCUGGUGAUUUUUUGGUUGUUGCUCCGAUAGGUUUCGAUGAUUUUUUCCUUCUCGUCAACAUUUUCUCUCAAACUUUUCGCCUCACUCUGGCUGGCUUCCAAGGCGGUCUGCAGUUGCCGUUUGCACGCCUCCAGCGCUCCGAUUUGAAAAUUUAAUUCCGAGAGCUGCGACUCCUUAUCACCGAUGGCCUCUUUCAUCAAACCGAUCCUCUUAGAACUGCUGUCCUCCAGUUGCUUCAAAAUGUUCAAAAUGCUUUCCAGCUCCGCCCGCGUGUUUUGUAGCAGAGUGUCUUUUUCUUCAGCCUCUGCCUCUAGAUUCUAUUUAAAAAAAUUAAUUUUGAUUUUAAAAAUGUUAAAUUAAAAAAAAAAAUAUACCUUAAUUUGCAGAAGCUUCAGCUCAACUUCGCCCUCCAGGUGUUCCAAGUCCUUAAAUGUUCCAUCGACCUCUGUUUGCAUUUGUCGCCGCGCGCCAGCUCCACAUCCUUCCUUCAACUGACCGAUUUCUCGCCCGAGUCCCUCGAUCUCUUCUUCGAGUUGUUGCACCUGCCGGCGGUGCUCCUGCGCCUCGUUGGACAACAACUCGGCCGAGUUGCGUCUCUCCUCCUCAGCUGUGUGCAUCUCAUCCCUGAGACGCUGCAGUUCCUUCUCCUUGGCCUCCGCCUCUUCCUGCCGCUGGCCCAGAUUUGUCUGAACUUCGCUCAGGUCAACAGGUCCCGAGGUCAUUUGCAGCAGGUACUCGUUGUAGCGGAGACGCAGGUAAUUCAUCUCUUCUUCUUUGACCAGGGGCGAGAGGUCGACGUUGCAGGUGAUGUGCCUUCGGUUAAUAAAAUCAACAGGUCCAUUCUUUAUAGUUUCCAAAAUCGUUUCACGGCUCAAAACUUUGGCACCAAUAGCGUCAGGAUUAGGUAUUUCCUUAGGUUCCAUCUUCAAAAGUUAUUUAAAAAGUGUUUAUAAUAUUUUGAAAAUUUUCCAAAAAUGUCACCGUACUUUUAAGUUCUUUCCAACAAUCACUUUUUUUUUAGAUUAACAACAAUAAAAAAAUUUCAGUUAUAAUUUUCAAUUGUUGAUCGCAUUUAAUUUUAUUUAUUUGCAUUUACACCUCAAUACUUUAAAUUUUACAAUUGUUGCUCUUAAAAAUUUGAAAAUUCUCAAUUUUGGUAUCUCCAAGUUUUGAAAAUGAGCGAGAGUAGCAGCAGUAAAAAUGGCAGCCCGACUCUGUCGAGCGCCAAAACAAGCCUCGCUCCGUUGAGUACCAAAGUCAGCCCGUCGUCAAGUACUAAAGUCAGUCCUUCGUCAAGUGCACCGCCGUCCAGAAUCAACUCAAAUACCACCUUGACCACCGAAGAUCUUCUGCCUUUGGUCGAAGUCAUCAAUCAGCCCAUAGACCAAAUUUCUGACCUGCUGGAGGAAAAACUCAGUGUGGGCUUUUUCAACCAUCCUGGCCGUUCCAGCUUCGUCCCUGAAAGAGUCUCGUUUGCCAACGUCCACAGUUCAAGUUUCAAAGGAGAGGUCGCGAGUGGCUGUGAAAGUGGUGGCGAGGAUGACGAGACGGUGCUCAAUUUCUCAAUGCACGUCAAGACGCGCACCCCCGUUGUUCGCAAAGAUGAGUCAGAAAAGCCCCUGCGAGACGACACCUAUGACCCCAUCAGGUACAGGCCGCAGGUGCUGAUUAAUGACUGGUACGAGGUGAGCCAGCGACGGGAGCUGAACAAAGGGCGCCAUCUGAAGCUACAAAAGGGCCCGCACACGUCAGCCUACGACUGGCACUACCAGCCGCCCUUUGCCAAGAAAAUGGUGGACCCUGAGGAGUGUGCUAGAAGGAAUGAGACGCACUCUCGACGCCUAUGGACGUACUUGACAGACCCAACUGAGUACUCUGAAAACUUCAACGAGCCCUACAGGAAAAAGUAGAAUUCACCCCAGCAGAAUAUUAAAAAUCGAAACUCCUUCCCAUGAGCAUUAAAGCCAAAAAGUUUUAUUCCCAUCUGAAUUUUUAUCCAACCGGCGUCAUAUUGAAUGCGUUUGUGGCGAGUUUUAUUUGUGUGUGUACCAAGAGAGGAACCGGCGGGCGAGCUAACUCCUCUCUGACAUGAUAGGCACGGAGUCGAACCAAUUUGAAUGCUCAAAAUGAGCACCAGAAACGCAAACUGGCCCCGCACGAGCGAGCGAACGAGCGGGGUCGUGGUUUGCUUGCCCCGCCUCGAAACUAACUCCAAAGAGUUGUGCUUAUACCAUGCAUGCACACCGCACGACGGCAAU
Molecule: messenger RNA, 2818 nt
Organism: Neocloeon triangulifer
Lineage: Eukaryota; Metazoa; Arthropoda; Insecta; Ephemeroptera; Baetidae
Exons: 3
Coding region: 1736-2470 (244 amino acids)
Source: RefSeq, a predicted model, not a curated record